UGCUGGUCCCACCACAUGCUUCCCUGUGCUCCUGACACAGUGUACACCGCUCUGUCCUGGAUUCACUCCAUCAGGUGCGGCCCCGGCAGAGGUCUCCUGGCCGCCCUGAGUUUGGCCCUCUCUGACCCGACCUGUCACGCCGUCCACCUGCUCGCCACGGACCUCCCUGACCAGCUGGAGGCCGUGCUGAGCGCUCUGCCCGUCCUGGCAGCCAAGAGGCCUGUGAACACUUUCUAUCUGCAGGAGUCAUACGCUCAGCUGGACGGCGACACAAGACAUUACCUGCAGUGUUUGACUCAGGCCACAGGAGGAAGCUGUUAUGUGAUUAUAGACGGUUCCGAUGGGAAACUGGGGAAGGUGAUUCCUCUGUUUGUAGCUGAGAGCCAAUCGUCAGUGCCAUUCGUCUCUCCAGUCAGGUGUCGCUGUCCGUCCACUUCAGUGAUGAUCCCACAGCAGCAGCACAACAUGUCUUCUCUGCUCAGGUCCAGUCUGGAUUAUCCAGCCCGCCUGGUCCCCUCCUGUGUGCUGUCGGACCGAACCCUGGCCCGUUCAGAGUUCUUCCCUGGAUCCUGUGUGCUGGCCAGGAGAGAGGUGGAUGGCUUGUAUUAUCUGGGCACUGUCAUACAACAAGUUCAGGGCCGCACAGGAGUUUGGGUAGUCGAAUUUGACUGUCCAGGCACUGCUGGUUUGGGCGUGGUCUCCUCCCAGAGGCAGCUGGUUUGCUCCCUGGACAUGGUGAGCCACCACCUCGGGCAUCAUACGCGCUGUCUGGUUCCUGGAGACGCUGUCCUGUCGCCAUGGGGACCAAAUCUGAGACGCUACGGCCCGGGGAGAGUGAUGGCCGCCCCAGAGCGCAGAGCUAAUGGUGUUGUGAGUCUCCGGGUGCUGAUGUGGAACGGCUGUGUGUCUCUGGUUCCUGACCGCCUGGUUUUACCCAUUUUGGAAUCUCACCAUGACAGGAUAACCAGAGAGCUCCAAAUCCCAACAUCAGCCCAGAGUCAAAACUGCAGCUGGCUUUGUGCCUACAGCGUCUCCUGCCCCCCCGAGGUGUUCUGCUUUGACUGCUCUACUUCUCCUUGCUGCCCUUCAGUCACCAACCAUCAGCCCAGCGUGGUUCCAACCAGAUACAGGUCCAGCCUCGGAGAUAUGGAUGGAUUUGAGAGGGCAAUGCAGGAUAAGCGGCUGGAUCUCAAAGAUACAGAAAUGACAAAAAGUGACCCGGAGUCCUGUUCCUCUUCAUCUCUUACUGAUGUUGAGACCAGAGCAAGUUUUCCUCCUGCGGUGAAAAUGAGGAGUAAACAUCAACGUCCUCCCUGGAGGUACUGGAGGAGUAUAGGGCCCGAGCCUCAGCACAGACAGCCAGGGAGCGAGGUGCCCAGGAGGACCUCAAAACCUGUGAAGUUCAGCACCUCCUUGUCCAAUCACAGCUCUAUGUUUCAGUCACUUCCUGGUGCUUGCGGAAGAAGAGCUAACAUCAUUGACAUUUUUGGCAUGAACCUUUAA
Platichthys flesus (European flounder) is the source of this 1503-nucleotide messenger RNA. It is a transcript of the gene c6h11orf16, whose product is annotated as chromosome 6 C11orf16 homolog. The record is from RefSeq and is a predicted model, not a curated record. The coding region runs from base 16 to 1503 and encodes 495 amino acids. The transcript has 6 exons. NCBI's taxonomy places the organism in Eukaryota, Metazoa, Chordata, Actinopteri, Pleuronectiformes, Pleuronectidae.